AUGAUUCAGCUGUUACCUACAAACAAUCUAUCAAAAGAACUAUUUACUGAUAUCAAUCCAAAUCAGGAUUAUGAUUUCUCAUCGAUUUUAUUUAUCCGACCUAAUGGGAAUAAACAUUAUUUACCUGUAACAUAUCCAAGUGCAAUUUUUAAAUGGUAUGAAAAUACAUUAUUACAUUUAGAAAAGAAUAAAUUUCUUCAAUGGACAUUGAUUACUAUGUCAGAUUAUGAAGCAUGUAUAGGCUUGAAAUUAAUUCAAUGGAAUAAUGAAGUGAUUAUAUUAUUGAAACAUAUAGCACCGAUUUUACAACAGAUAGAUUUAUCUAAUUUAAAAUUAAAUACAAUCCCAUUUGAUUUGUUGUGUCAAUUUUCUACACGUUUGUUUUCUUUAAAUCUUAGUCAUAAUCAUAUUGAAAUGAAUGUUUUUCAAGAAAUUAAAUCUGCAUUUCUAUGGUAUAAAAAAAAACAGAAACCUACUGAAAGCACAUUAAAACAAGACCUAUGUUGGAUUCAAACUCUCAAUGAAAUAUACUUAGAUCAUAAUAAACUGGAAGAUCAAUUUCCUUAUGAAUUAUCCAACUAUAUGAUUGGAUUGAAAAGAUUAUACAUUCAAAACAAUGGAAUAACAAGUUUGAAAGGUUUAAAUGGUUUAAAACAUUUGCAAAUAUUAAGAGCUGAUUUUAACAAAAUCAACAGUUUACAUGAUCAUUUCUUCUCACUGAGAAAAAUGGAAUAUUUAUAUCUUUCUCAUAAUUGUAUUACACAACCGAUAUCUGGUACACGCUUGAAGUAUUUAAAACAUCUCAAAGUUAUUGAUUUAUCAUAUAAUGGUUUGUCAUUUUUGCCUGCAGUUAUAUUCAAUCUGCCAUGUUUACAAACAUUAAAACUUGAUCAUAAUAACAUAUGCAAUUUGCCUACAAUAAGAUCCAAUUCUAGGAUUUCUAAAGAACCAAUACAAUUCAUUGAUCUUUCAUACAAUCAAAUUAAUGCAAUAUCUGACGGUUUACUGAAAAUAACUAAGCAAUUAGACUUAAGCAGGAAUAAAUUACGAAUAUUCCCUGCAGGUUUACUGAAAAUGAUUGCAAAUAUGAUGCAGUUGAAAAAGACAGAACCAUCAGAAAUUAUUCGACUAGAUUUAAUUGAUAAUCCAAUUAUAUGGCCACCGUAUAGUAUUGUUGAAUGUGGAAUCAAUGCUAUGAUACAAUACUUUCUAGAAUCAAGGACCGAAACACAGUCUUAUUAUGGCAUAAAAAUAACAUUGCUGGGUGAUACAAAUUGUGGGAAAUCUAGUCUAGCUAUGAGUAUAGUAGAUAGGCAAAUUCGUAUGACAGAGAGCUUGGAAGAAACAACAUACAGUGUGGAAUCGUAUACUACACAUUACGAUGCAGCUGAAUUUACAUCCAAAUUGUGUACAGAAUCAAAGGAAGACAAUGAUCAAACUAAAUUAACAACACAAACUACUCGACCAACUACCAUAACUAUGUGGGAUUGUUCUGGACACAUGGCUUACAUACCUGUAAUUUCAUUCUUUACUUCUUUAUCAACAGUUGCCAUGAUUGUAGUCGACAUUACCAAACUAAAACAAACUGUAUUAGUGGAAGAUAGUAUGAAUUUAAGAAACUCGUCAAAUUACUUUUAUCAAUCAGUAGGCAUUUGGUUAGAUAUUGUUUUAUAUCGUUUAAAUUAUCUAAAAGUAAUUUUACUUGUAACUAAAUGUGAUCUUAUAUCAUCUGAAAGUGAAUUAAAUCAAAGAAUAAAAUAUUUAUAUACUCAAACUUCGAACUAUUUAAAAUCAAGAAAAUUUUGGCUAAAAGAUCAAAUUACUCGUAUUGAAUCUUCAGUGCAAAUAUCACAAGCUACUUCACAAUAUUUUGAACAUUUAAAUGAUAUUUAUGAUAAUUUUUACGCUUUCAUAUAUCCAACUGUUAUACCAAUGUCUUUGAAGUAUGCAAAUUCAAAAAUGUCUGAUUUCGAUCGAUUAUGUUAUGUAUCUUUUGAUGUAGCUAUUAAAACACCAACUCAUAUACCAUUUUGUUUAGCACCAUUACCACAAAUAUGGUCUGAUAUUGAAAUUUAUCUAGACGAUAUAAAACAUGAUUAUAAUUUGAAUUCAAAUUUAAAAACAUCAGAAAAUGUGAAUUAUGAAGUGAACACAUGCAUUUUACCAAAAUCCUACUUUUGUCAUUUAUUACAAAGUAAAUUUAAUUUAAGUUCAAUCAAUUUAAAACAAUUGCUUACAUAUUUAAAUAAUACAGGUAAAAUUUUAAUUCCAGACGCUUAUCUAUCAAAAGAAGAAGAGAGAUAUUUCGAUGUAACAAUGAAAUCAUCUAUUCGACCUUAUCCAAAAUCAUAUGUUCUUAUUGAUCCUGAUUUAUUCAUCGAAUCGUUAAAAUACAUACUACACCCUGAUUUGCAUUUUAUAGUUGAUUAUAAGAAAAAUAAAAAUUCACUACAAGAUUUUCAUGUUCCAGAAACAUUUGAAAAAGAUUUACUACGACGAUUUUAUACCGCUACACGACAAGGUGCAAUAAAUCGAUUAAUGCAAAGUUGCAAUGAAUUAAAACGUGGCACAGGUAUUUUAAGUGCACAUUUAUGGAUUGCAUUGGUGGAAUAUAGUAACCUAUUUGUGGUAAAAAAUAACAUUGAAACUGGAAAAUCAUAUGUUGAAAUUUUAUGGAGAUGGUUAGAACUUGCCUAUCCGGUGCCUGAACCAGAUUUAUUCGUAAAUUUCGAAUUUGAUACUAAUGUUAACAUAUCAGAUGGACAGAAUUCACCAACUUGGAAAUUCAAGUAUUUUCCAUCUCCCAGAGAAAUAGCUUUAUCUUGUGGAAUUAUAUCUUACUCAGAAAACCUAUCACAAUCAAUUGAUAAUCAAUCGGAUACAGAGGAAAGCAUGAAUUCAGAUACGCGCCAUUCUCCAACAACUGAUCAAAUUCAAUCAUUACUGUGCCCGGAACGAUUACCCGCUUUGUGCUUCCCCUGCCUUAUCCCUACAUCGUUUUGCAGCCCAACAGAUGAGAUGAGCAAUGACCUAUGGACAGCAGCUUGUCAAACUGGACCAAGACCAAUUAUAUUUGUGUAUCGAUUUUCCUAUGGUUUACCUCAAGAAUUAUUUGAUAAAGCUACAGUACGGUUGAAUUGGCCUGAACUAUUCAAAUUUCGAUAUACAGCACACUGGAAGACAGGAGUACAAAUGUUUAACAGUUUAAAUGGGAUAAUACUCAGAUUUUUACUCAUAAAAUCAUCCAACGAUGAAAAAUUAAUUAAAUUUGAAUUUCGCGCUCUUCCCAUAAAAACCACAACUACUGAUAAUGCCGAGUUGAAACUUGAAAAUGACGAAAAACCAGUAAAUGAAGAUCAAAUAAAUAGUGAAAGAAACUAUUUAGAUGAAUUUACAACGUUAAAGGAAAUUAAUGUCAAGCAUCGGAAACAUAAACCUAAGCCAAAAUGGCAUAAAUGGCCUGUUUCAGAGGAGAAUCUUUGGGACUUUAUGCUGCCUAUAUUAAAGGAAUUCGAUUCCAUAUUAUUGGGUUACAAAGGUCUAUGUUUCAAGCGCGUUAUGGAAUGUCCAAAGUGUAAUGAGUUAACUUUGGCAGGUGAAUGGAUGGCUCCAAAUGAAGCUCAAGCAGUAAAAUAUCGUAAAUGUCCCGCAUGUGCUCACAGGAUACCCAGUUGUUUUGUUGCACCACCAGAAAUCGGAUUCGAAUAUAAACGUAAAACAAAAUCCAAAAGAAAAUCUAGAAAACGUAACAAAUCACAUAAAUUAAUUUGAGUAUCCUCAGGAAAGUUGACAAGAUGAUCUGUGGACAUGUGUUUGGUUUUGUACAGUAAAAAAAUUACCGUAAAUAUUAUUUACUGAAAUAAAAUUUAGUAGUAUUGUUGUUUUUUUAAA
Molecule: messenger RNA, 3891 nt
Organism: Schistosoma turkestanicum
Lineage: Eukaryota; Metazoa; Platyhelminthes; Trematoda; Strigeidida; Schistosomatidae
Source: the annotation of a GenBank genome assembly